UCAGUAUUUAUAUUUUUCUCAUGAUCACGUGAGACAAAUAUGGCUUCCACCUGAUGUCUCUGACCGAUUCGCCACUGUCAGACUAAUUUCUAACUGUCGGUGUUCAACUAAAGCCAAAUUCAGAGACAUUACAAGAAACAACAUCUGAUCAAGAUGGCAGAAUACUGGCUGAUAUCCGUUCCUGGAGAGAAGACGCUGCAGCAGUCCUGGGAAACCCUCAACAAUGCCACCAUGAGGAACCAAGUGUUGUCAACCAAUUACAAGUUUGCCAUUCCAGAUCUCAAGGUUGGAACAUUGGAUGUCCUUGUUGGUCUUUCUGAUGACAUGGGCAAACUGGACAUUUAUUGUGAAAGUGUUACCAGGAAAAUAGCACAAUACUUAGGGGAAACACUGGAGGAUCGUAGUGAUAAAUUACAAGGAAAUUUACAAGUCAAUGGAGUGGAUAUGGUAACCUACCUGACACGAUUCCAGUGGGAUUUGGCAAAGUAUCCCAUCAAACAAUCCCUGAAAAACAUUGCCGAAAUAAUCGGAAAGCAAGUUUCACAGAUUGAAACAGACUUGAAAACAAAAGCCACUGCAUACAACAAUCUGAAGGGAAAUCUACAGAACCUGGAAAGAAAGUCCACGGGAAGUUUGUUUACAAGAAACCUGACAGAAUUGGUGAAGAGGGAAGACUUUGUGCUGGACUCGGAGUAUCUACAGACACUGCUGGUGGUGGUUCCCAAAAAUAUCAUUCAUGACUGGCAGGCAAAGUAUGAGUCAUUGACUGAUAUGGUGGUUCCUAGAUCAUCAAGGACACUGUUUGAGGACGAUGAGAACUGCCUUUGUUCUGUGACACUCUUCAGGAAAGUAGCCGAGGACUUCAGAAACCGAUGCCGUGAGAACAGAUUUAUGGUCAGAGAUUUUACAUACAAUGAGAAAGAUAUAGCUGAUGGCAAAAUGGAAAUCUCAAAACUGGAGGAUGAUAAAAAGAAACAAUAUGGCCCUCUGGUUAAAUGGUUAAAAGUCAACUUUGGGGAGGCUUUUUCUGCUUGGAUACAUGUCAAAGCUCUUAGAAUAUUUGUGGAGUCUGUACUUAGGUAUGGAUUGCCUGUUAAUUUCCUUGCGGUACUUAUACAACCACACAAAAAGACAACCAGGAAGCUACGAGAAGUCAUGAACCAGUUGUACGCUCAUCUAGACUCACCGGCCUCUCAAGAUGCGGGACAGAUGGAGAUUCCAGGGUUGGUGGGGAUCAGCAAUGUGGACUACUAUCCGUAUGUGUAUUACAAAAUCGGCCUGGAUCUGGUGGACCCACUCAAGUAAAUCUGGCCUCCAGGCUCUGUGAUGAUUCCAUACUAUUCUAUAAGGUUGGACACUGUAACUGCAGGCUGGUAAUGCUGCUGCUCUCAGCUUGAGGGUAAAGGUCAAAUCCAUGACGAUAUAGUGAUAUUUAUGUUACCUAGGUUACCGUUGCCAUGUAUUCUAUAUGAACAAGUCAUUCCUCUGUUGAUUGGGUUUUUAAAUUAUAUAUGUUAUUCCUGUUUGUUCAAAGAAACCAACACCAGUCUCUGUAUGGGUAUUAAUCCGAGAAAAAGAAGGGUCGGGGGCAAGGGGGGCUCUGACGAUGUAUCACCAUGCAUGUAAUGAUUAUCCCUACAGUGAAAGAAGGGAUAACUUUAAUGUUGGAGUUUUCAUAAUUAAGAAUGAAAGAUUCAUCGUAGCUGUUGGUUUCUUUGUUUAAACAGAAAGGGUAGAGGACCAUUAGAGGGUCUGGGAACUGUGAUUCAAUUGUAUUGAUUACGUAAUGAAAUGUAUAUAGUCAUUAUUAGAAGUCCGUUAUUUCCACUGAGAUCCAGCACUGUAGAUGAUAAAGUCUUGUGGUUACAAUUUCUUUCAAAGUUGUCAAUUUACUAGCUAGGUACAUUUAUUUUUAGGGAAGAAAAAGUAAUCAUGCAUUAUAUUUACAUAUAUUCUGUAUAUCACUUGCAAUAAGCAGAUGUUGAAACUAGUCAUAAUGUUAACUGCAUGUAGAACAUGUUUGUAUAACAUGUUGAGAUAUGUGUAAAUGGAAAUAAUGUAUCUAAUUGAUAAUAAAGUAUAUACAAAAUAA
Molecule: messenger RNA, 2092 nt
Organism: Magallana angulata
Lineage: Eukaryota; Metazoa; Mollusca; Bivalvia; Ostreida; Ostreidae
Product: V-type proton ATPase subunit C 1-like
Exons: 13
Coding region: 154-1305 (383 amino acids)
Biological process (GO): proton transmembrane transport
Cellular component (GO): vacuolar proton-transporting V-type ATPase, V1 domain; lysosomal membrane
Molecular function (GO): proton-transporting ATPase activity, rotational mechanism
Source: RefSeq, a predicted model, not a curated record